Chlorella variabilis is the source of this 822-nucleotide messenger RNA. RefSeq lists its product as hypothetical. Lineage: Eukaryota; Viridiplantae; Chlorophyta; Trebouxiophyceae; Chlorellales; Chlorellaceae. The transcript is spliced from 5 exons. Bases 1 to 822 code for a protein of 273 amino acids. The record is from RefSeq and is a predicted model, not a curated record. Gene Ontology annotation, molecular function: asparagine synthase (glutamine-hydrolyzing) activity.
AUGCACAACGCCCUGCGAGCGGAUCACAACGCCACGGGCCGUGUCAAGCUUCUGGUGUGGGAUGACCAGCUGGCGGCCAAGGCGCAGGCGCACGCCGACUUGUGCACCUGGGGCCACACCAGCGGCGUUGGCCUGCAGGGCAACGGGGAGAGCAUUAUGAGCCAGCCACCCGUGGUACAGUACCCCAUCAACGGGCUGGAUGUCUGCUCCUACGCUGCUUGGGCACUCUAUCAGGAGGUCACGAACUACAAUUUCGAUGUGCCCGGCACCAGCAAGGAAGCCGACAUGCCCGUCGGCCACCUCAUCAAUCUGCUGUGGGCGGAGACGACCCGGCUGGGCUGCGGCUACACCAAGUGCCCGGUAUUGGGCUCGUACGUUGUAUGCUGGUACGGGCCAGGCUUUUACAUGACUCCCAACUACAAGCGCGUGAUGGGCAAGAACGUCCCACGCAGCCGGUGCCAGCGGGCGACGGGAGAUGACUGGUGCGAGGCGUGCGUCGGCAAGAAGGCAUGUGUGCUACUCAGCGGCGGUCUGGACAGCUCCAUCGCGGCCUGCCUGGGCAAAGAUGUGCUGGGCCUGACGGCAGCCUUCACCGUGGUCGCCAGCGAUGUCAGCACCGACCGCGAGCAUGCCGUGGUGGUAGCUCGCACCUCGGCCUUGCAGCACCACCUGAUCGAUAUCAGCCUGGAAGAGGUCCUGCAGGAGCUGCCCAACUGCGUGCGAGUGCUGCAAACGUUUGAUGGCAUGGCGCUCCGCAAUGAGAUUGCAGGCAAGCUUGCGGCCAGCAGGGCUCAGCAGGUGGGGGGCAAGGCAGCGCGCUGA